Messenger RNA from Aspergillus candidus, 1248 nucleotides. RefSeq lists its product as uncharacterized. The record is from RefSeq and is a predicted model, not a curated record. Gene Ontology annotation, molecular function: alpha-1,6-mannosyltransferase activity. NCBI's taxonomy places the organism in Eukaryota, Fungi, Ascomycota, Eurotiomycetes, Eurotiales, Aspergillaceae. The coding region runs from base 1 to 1248 and encodes 415 amino acids. Gene Ontology annotation, biological process: protein N-linked glycosylation. The transcript has 2 exons. Gene Ontology annotation, cellular component: mannan polymerase complex.
AUGUACCCCCGCCGGCGGAGGCGGCUGCUCCCGCGUCUAUUAUUGCUCAUCUCCGGCGUCGUCCUGUACUUUCUUAUCUUCGGUCUUCCGUCGCCCCCACCGACAACAAACAACAAUCGCGCGGACAAAAAGGCGCCCGACUACGACGUCGAGAGUACCCCCCGUUAUCUAUAUCGCUCGUCCUUCCGGUCGGACCCCGACCUCAGCUUCGAGAAGAAUGUCUCCGACGCGCUGGUUGCGAUCGAGACCGCCGUGCGACAGGUGCGCAAGGGCGACGACACCGCACAGCGACAUAUCUGGCAGAUACAUCUGGGACGGGAAAAAUCCAAACGGGGACAAGACUCGCUGCUAUUCCAGCAGGUGAAUCGAGAUCAAUGGGACUAUUCCCUCGUAACCACCCUCUACGCAAAAACCUUCAUCAACACCGUCUUCGCGUCCGUCCCCGAGCUCCAAACCCUCUACAAAUCCUACCCACACCACGUCCUCCGCGCCGACCUCCUCCGCUACCUCCUCCUUUGGUACUACGGGGGUUUCUACGCGGACACAGACGCAUUCCCCGCGCGCUCAAUCGCCAACUGCCCAGCGCUCCUCCCCUUCUUCGACGCGAACGACACCCCACAAGCACACUCGCUGGUCCUAGGCGUCGAGAUCGACGAACCGCACGCGUCAGCACAGCUCAAGCGCGACUGGCACUGGAGCCGCAGCUACGGGUUCGGGCAGUACACGAUGUUCGCGCCGCGACGGUUCAGCCCGAUCCUGCGGGAGGCGAUCGUGCGGGUGCUGUCGCACACGCGGCAGCAUCGGCAGCGACAUGGUGGGAUGCUGGGCGCGGAGCCGUCUUACGACGAGCCGACUAUUUUGGAGGUUACGGGGCCUGGGGUUUUCACGGAUGCGGUUAUCGAUGUGCUGUCACAGACGCUGGCGCCGACGCAUUGGCUUGUACGGCGGUCGGUGGCUGCUGAUGAGGGGAUUGGGGAUUUAGCGGAGGAGGAAGGGGGGUAUGGCUCGCGGCGGGUGACGUGGGCUCCGUUUCAUGAGAUGAGGGAUCCGUUGUGUAUUGGGGAAGGGGAGGGGGAGGCCGAGGGUGAAGACGGCGGUCAUGGGGGUUUGUGUGUGUUGCCGGUUAGUGUGUGGGGGAAUGGGCAGCGACAUAGCUCUGCGGAGGGGUUUGGGAGUGCCCAAGCUUGUGUGAAUCAUCGGUUUGGGAGGGUGUGGAAGAAAGGGUGGUGGGAGUAUUUGUUUGGGUAG